Messenger RNA from Astyanax mexicanus (Mexican tetra), 5532 nucleotides. RefSeq names its product DNA topoisomerase II alpha (gene top2a). Gene Ontology annotation, molecular function: ATP binding; DNA binding; DNA topoisomerase type II (double strand cut, ATP-hydrolyzing) activity. Lineage: Eukaryota; Metazoa; Chordata; Actinopteri; Characiformes; Acestrorhamphidae. Gene Ontology annotation, cellular component: nucleus. The coding region runs from base 217 to 4980 and encodes 1587 amino acids. The transcript has 35 exons. Gene Ontology annotation, biological process: DNA topological change; resolution of meiotic recombination intermediates; sister chromatid segregation. The record is from RefSeq and is a predicted model, not a curated record.
AAUCGGUCCGUUAGCUCGCAGUAGGGCUGUUAGAGUCGGUCAGUGCAUUAGCUAGUUUGGUAGGUGAAGUAAGGUAAAAUAGUUAUUUUACAGAGGCGACAGUCGGGCGUGUAGCUUUAGGUAAGCGCGGUUUUGCAGGUUAAUAAAGUCUCAGGAUAAAUUUUCGGUUUUAACCAGUAUUUUAAUAGAGUUUGAGUUAACUGAUAAAGAGGGAACAUGGCUGAGACGGACGGAGUGCUCAAGUCAUACUUUGAGAACAAGGCCCUGAGCAAGCCUAAGAAAGAUGACAGGAGGAUGUCCGUGGAGCGCAUUUACCAAAAGAAGACCCAGCUGGAGCACAUUUUGCUCCGGCCAGACACCUAUAUUGGUUCUGUGGAGCCGCUCUCACAGCAAAUGUGGGUGUUUGACGAAGAUGUUGGACUGAACUGUCGGGACAUCACAUUCGUGCCCGGCCUCUAUAAAAUCUUUGAUGAAAUUUUGGUCAAUGCUGCGGAUAACAAGCAGAGGGACAACAGCAUGAACUGUAUCAAGAUUAACAUCGACUCUGAGAACAACACCAUCAGUGUUUGGAACAAUGGAAAAGGAAUUCCUGUGGUAGAGCACAAAGUGGAGAAAGUCUUUGUGCCUGCUCUCAUUUUUGGUCAGCUGCUUACAUCCAGCAACUAUGAUGAUGACCAGAAGAAGGUCACAGGUGGUCGAAAUGGCUAUGGAGCAAAGCUGUGUAACAUCUUCAGCACCAAGUUCACCGUAGAGACUGCCUGUGCAGAGUCAAAGUAUUCCUUCAAGCAGACCUGGUUUGAUAACAUGAGCCGUGCUGGUGAGGCAAAAAUCAAGCCGUUUAGUGGCGAUGACUACACUUGCAUCACCUUCCGGCCAGACUUGACCAAGUUCAAGAUGCAGUCACUGGACCGAGACACUGUGGCCCUUAUGACUAGACGAGCAUAUGACAUUGCUGGGGCCUCCAAGGGUGUGCGUGUCCUCCUCAACGGCACCAAGCUGUCUGUGAAUGGAUUCCGUAGUUACGUGGACCUGUAUUUGAAGGAUAAAGUGGAUGAGACCGGUACUCCUCUCACUGUAGUGCAUGAAGUGGUGAACUCACGCUGGGAAGUGUGUCUCACCCUGAGUGAAAAGGGCUUCCAACAAGUCAGUUUUGUCAACAGCAUCGCUACCACAAAGGGUGGUAGACACACGGACUAUGUGGCAGAUCAGAUUGUGUCAAAGCUGAUUGAAGUGGUGAAGAAAAGGAAUAAAGGUGGUGUGGCUGUCAAACCAUUCCAGGUGAAGAACCACAUGUGGCUGUUCGUGAACUGCCUGAUCGAGAAUCCAAGCUUCGACUCUCAGACCAAAGAGAACAUGACUCUACAGCAAAAAAGCUUCGGAUCUACCUGCCUUCUCAGCGAGAAGUUCAUUAAGCAGGCCAAUACUUGUGGCAUUGUGGACAGCAUAAUGAACUGGGUAAAGUUUAAGGCUCAAAAUCAGCUCAACAAGAAAUGCUCUGCCGUCAAACACACCAAGAUCAAGGGAGUUCCUAAACUGGAUGACGCCAAUGAUGCAGGUGGCAAACACUCUGCCGGUUGCACUCUGAUCCUUACCGAGGGAGACUCGGCCAAAACCCUGGCCGUGUCUGGACUUGGUGUGGUGGGCCGCGAUCGCUACGGGGUCUUUCCCCUGAGGGGUAAAAUGCUGAACGUGCGAGAGGCCUCUCACAAACAGAUCAUGGAGAAUGCUGAGAUCAAUAACAUCAUUAAGAUCAUGGGCCUGCAGUAUCGGAAGAACUACAGCGACCCUGAUUCACUUAAAUCGCUCAGAUACGGAAAACUGAUGAUCAUGACAGAUCAGGAUCAGGAUGGAUCUCAUAUUAAAGGGCUCCUGAUUAAUUUCAUUCACCACAACUGGCCCUCGCUGCUGCGGCACAACUUUCUGGAGGAGUUCAUCACUCCCAUCAUUAAGGUGUCCUCUAAGAACCAGGAGUUUUCCUUCUACAGUAUUCCAGAGUUCACAGAAUGGAAAGAGAAGCAAAACAACAUUAAAUCAUGGAAAAUCAAAUACUACAAAGGUUUGGGUACCAGCACAUCCAAAGAGGCCAAAGAGUAUUUCUCGGACAUGGCGAGGCAUCGCAUUCCGUUUAGGUACUCUGGGCCUGCAGAUGACGAGGCUAUCACCCUGGCCUUUAGUAGGAAGAAAAUUGAGGAAAGAAAGGAGUGGCUCACCAGCUUCAUGAUAAACAGGCGCCAGCGUCGAGAGCACAACCUGCCAGAGGAGUACCUCUAUGGUAAGGAGACUUCAUCCCUUACCUACCAUGACUUCGUCAACAAGGAGCUGGUGCAGUUUUCCAACUCAGACAAUGAGCGCUCCAUCCCGUGCCUGGUUGAUGGUCUGAAGCCAGGUCAGAGGAAGGUGUUGUUCUGCUGCUUCAAACGAAAUGACAAGAGGGAGGUGAAAGUGGCUCAGCUUGCUGGUUCUGUUGCAGAGAUGUCUGCUUACCACCAUGGAGAGAUUUCUCUGAUGAUGACCAUCGUGGGUUUGGCGCAGAACUUUGUUGGUAGCAACAAUCUGAACCUGCUACAGCCUUUGGGUCAGUUUGGCACACGCCUGCACGGAGGCAAAGACUCUGCCAGUCCCAGAUACAUCUUCACCAUGCUCAGCUCUCUUUCCCGACUGCUGUUCCCUUCUGUGGAUGACAACCUGCUCAAGUACAACUACGAUGAUAACGUAAAGGUGGAGCCUGAGUGGUACAUCCCUAUCAUCCCCCUGGUGCUGGUCAACGGUGGUGAUGGCAUCGGCACAGGCUGGGCAUGCAAACUUCCCAACUUUGAUGUUCGUGAAAUCAUUAACAACAUCCAUCGAAUGCUUAAUGGUGAUGAGCCGCUGCCAAUGCUUCCCAGUUAUAAGGGUUUCAAGGGAACCAUUGAGGAGUUGACAAGCAACCACUACCUGAUCAGCGGAGAGGUGUCAAUCAUAGACUCCACCACUAUCGAGAUCUCUGAGUUGCCUGUGAAAACCUGGACACAGUCGUACAAAGAGAAUGUGCUGGAGGUGAUGCUGAACGGCUCUGACAAAGUCCCCGCCCUGAUCACUGACUACAGGGAGUACCACACUGACUCCACAGUGCGCUUUGUGGUGAAAAUGACUGAGGAGAGACUCAUAGAGGCCGAGGCUGCAGGUCUGCACAAAGUUUUCAAACUGCAGAGCCCCCUCACCUGCACUUCCAUGGUGUUGUUUGACCAUGUGGGCAGUCUAAAGAAGUACGAAUUUGUCCAGGACAUUCUAAAGGACUUCUUUGAGCUUCGUUUGAAAUACUAUGUCCUGAGGAAGGCCUGGCUCGUUGGCAUGCUGGGAGCUGAAAGUGCUAAGCUGUCUAAUCAGGCCCGUUUCAUUCUGGAGAAAAUUGAGGGCACUCUGGUAAUCGAAAACAAACCUAAGAAGGAGUUGAUCCGCAUGCUGCAGGAGAUGGGAUACGACUCUGACCCUGUUAAAGUGUGGAAACAAGCCCAGGAAAAGGAGGUGGAGAUAGAUGCAGGGGAGGAAGAUGAACAAAAGGAGGAACAAACAUCAGGACCUGACUACAACUACCUGCUGAGCAUGCCCAUGUGGUACCUCACCAAAGAGAAGAAGGAUGAGCUUUGCAAGCAAAGAGAUGCUAAGCUCACAGAGUUGAACAUGCUGGAAAAAAAGACCCCUUCAGAUUUGUGGCAGGCGGAUCUAGCUGCCUUCACAGAGGAGCUGGAGCGUGUAGAGCAGGCUGAAAAGGAGUCCCAGGCCAAAGUGACCCAGGUUAAGGGAAAAGGUGGCAGAACCAAGGUGGUAAAGAUGAAGGACGAGACCCUGCCUACACCUCAGGGCCGCAGAGUCAUCCCCCGCAUCACCAGCACUAUGAAAGACCAGGCAGUCAACAAGGCUGACUACAAGAAGACAAAAGGCAAGAAAGGUUCAGUCAAGGGUGAAAAUGAGGAAAGUGUAGUGAUGAAGAUGGAAUUUGAAGAUGAGGAAGCAGAAGAGCCUCUUGAGGUUGGACUGGCUGCACGUCUUACCAAGAAAGUUAAAAAAGAGUCUACUAAGGAGAAAGGCUCUAAGUCCAGCAAGCAGACCACACUCCAAUUUAAACCUGUGCAGGAGAAAACAACAAGAAACCCUUGGUCUGAUGAGGAAGAUGAAGACCUUUCAGGCUCUGAUAAGACCACUAGCCCAAUGGACACAGCCCCUAGAGAAAAACAUGGAAGAAAAGCUGCUGCUUCUGUUAAAUAUUCCCUGGACAGCAGCAUGGAUGAGGCAGAAAAUUGGGAAAGCUUGGGCAAAAAGAAAACUUCAGCAGUUCUUGACAGUGAUGAUGACAUGUUUGUUCCGGAGCCCAAAGCUGCUUCUGACAGUGAAGAAGACUCUCCUGUCAAGCCUCCACCGAAAAAAGCAGCAGCCAAACCUAAACCAAAGGAGAAAGCGGUUGUCACCAGCACUGAUACCUCUGAUAGUGCUCCUUUGAAACCCACAGCCAAGCCUAAAGAAAAAGCUGUCAAAAAGACAGCAGAAGAAGGUGCCAAGAAACCUGCAGUUAAGAAGACCGCUGCCCCCAAGAAGACCGCUGCCCCCAAGAAGACCGCUGCCCCCAAGAAGAAAGGAACAGUUGCUGACGUGAAGCAGCCCUCUAUCCUUGACGCCCUGUCCAAACCCCCUGCUAAAACAACCGCGGCCAAAAAGUCAAACUCCAGCGACUCUGAAGGCUCUGCUCCAGCCCCAUCUGCCAAAAAGGCAUCCGUGCGCAAGAGGAAGGUUGUUUUGAGCAGUGAUGAGUCGAGCAGCGAUUCUGAUGGAGGAAACCUUAUGGCCCGCCUCAUGGGUAAAGCCACCGCUGGAAAGAAAUCUAAGUGGGAGGAUGACGAUAGCUUCUCACUGGAUGUGAUGUCAUCUUCUGUGGCCCCCAGGUCAAAAACAGCACGGACCAAAAAACCAAUCACCUAUGCUUUGGAUUCUGACUCUGAUGAAUGAUAUUUCCCUCCUUGCUAGUUAUGAUCUAGUGACCUUUUACAGUAAAAUUCCUUUUAGUACUUGAGUUAGUGGGAACCUGAAGCACUGUUACAUCUAGUUGAUCUGAUGUAAAGCUUUGUUUUACAGUUUUAUUAACAAGUUUAAAAAUUGUAUUUGUUUUCAUUAGAAUUAUUGAAGAUUUCAUAUGUGUACUGUAAUUGAUUGAUCCUUUAUUCUGAUUCUGAAGUUUUUUAUGGCUUUUUUUGUGUUGUGAUGUCUUGUAAAUAUUUUCUAUGUUGUCUUUUUACACUUAAAGCUUUGCCAAAAUAAACUUUAUACCAGUUGUUGUAUUUGACUCUGCAUCUGGGCCUUUGUAACCCUAUUUAUAAAUCACUGUGAAAUGCAUCCCCUCUAUUUCACAGUGCGAUUCUGUACUUGGUGUUCAGUUGUCAACGCGUUUGUGUGCAUACACCCUCACUUGUUACAUACAUGGACAUGUAACAGUUUGCAUAUCCUGCACAUGCUAUAGGUUUGUGCAUUGCUACACCAAUAAUAAACAAGUCGAAAAUACUA